CUUCGGACUUCUCCCUUUCUGCAACCGUGUUUCUGCUAAAGGCCAGCCCACUAUGCUUCAGCAACGAUCGUCACGAUUGAUAUCUUCCUUCGCUCGUUCAAUUGCUCCUCAGGCUACGCUGUCGUUGCGAUGUCGGAGAGCGUACAGCAUUCACGCUGAUGCUUCCGUGGGAACCAGCAUCCAGGAGAUUGACCCGACGAAGCUCAGCAUAACGAGGACGACCACCCCCAAAGACCUCCUCCCCCCAGAGGAACUGAUCUUUGGGCGCAAUUUCACUGAUCACAUGCUCUCGCUCGAAUGGACAGCAUCACAAGGAUGGCUGCCAGCACGCAUCACGCCGUACCAGAAUCUCAGCCUCGACCCCGCUACCUGCGUCUUCCACUAUGCCUUCGAGGCCUUCGAGGGAAUGAAAGCGUAUAAGGACAAGAAUGGACACAUUAGGUUGUUCAGGCCCGACAAGAACAUGGCGCGGUUGAAUAAGUCUUCGGCGCGCAUUGCGCUGCCCACGUUUGACGGGGAUGCCAUGAUCGACCUCAUUGGCAAGUUCGUCAAGCUGGACGAGCGCUUCAUCCCAGACAUCCGUGGAUACUCGCUAUACCUUCGGCCGACAAUGAUAGGCACUCAGCGAACACUCGGCGUCGGCCCUCCAGCUUCGGCGCUGCUCUACGUAAUCGCCUCGCCUGUAGGUCCGUACUACCCCACCGGAUUCAAAGCUGUGUCGUUGGAGGCUACCGACUACGCCGUCCGCGCAUGGCCGGGCGGUGUGGGAGACAAAAAGCUAGGAGCGAAUUAUGCGCCCUGCAUUGUGCCGCAAAUGCAGGCAGCCAGCCGAGGAUUUCACCAAAACCUGUGGUUGUUCGGCGAGGAAGAGUACGUGACAGAGGCCGGCACCAUGAACCUAUUCGCUGCCAUCAAGAACAAGGAGACUGGGCAGUCAGAACUUUUGACUGCACCGCUCGAUGGGACCAUUCUCGAGGGCGUUACGAGGGACUCGAUUCUAGGACUCGCCCGCGAGCGGCUCGAACCGCAAGGUUGGAAGAUCUCAGAGCGCAAGUUUACCAUGCAGGACGUUGCAGAUGCCGCUGACGAGGGGCGCAUGAUGGAGGUCUUUGGCGCAGGAACAGCUGCUGUCGUGAGUCCGGUGCGAAAGAUCUCCUGGAAGGGACGACUUGUUGAGUGUGGCCUGGCGGACAACGUCGAGGCCGGCCCAAUCGCCCAGCAGAUGAAGGACUGGAUAGAGAGCAUCCAGUACGGUGAUGAGGACCACGUAUGGAGCCACAAAGUGUUGUAAGCGAAUGAGCUCUGCAGGCGAGAGGCGAGGUUUACUUCAUGUACAUAUAUAUACCACAUAGCUGUAUAUCAGCGGGCGUUUCUCGAGUGGAAAAGGCGUAUUCUCUUUUGAUAGACCGCAUCUCGGCCAAUUGAUACUAGCUUGACGGAUAAAUUGGCUCAGGAGCAUUUGGCAGCCGGUGACAGGUGUGGCGUAAAUACGAGGUAGCUCGAUUGG
This is a messenger RNA of Lindgomyces ingoldianus, 1507 nucleotides long. Its product is annotated as branched-chain amino acid aminotransferase II. Gene Ontology annotation, cellular component: mitochondrion. Gene Ontology annotation, molecular function: branched-chain-amino-acid:2-oxoglutarate transaminase activity. The transcript is spliced from 4 exons. The record is from RefSeq and is a predicted model, not a curated record. Bases 53 to 1291 code for a protein of 412 amino acids. Gene Ontology annotation, biological process: L-leucine biosynthetic process; L-valine biosynthetic process. Lineage: Eukaryota; Fungi; Ascomycota; Dothideomycetes; Pleosporales; Lindgomycetaceae.